This is a messenger RNA of Metschnikowia bicuspidata var. bicuspidata NRRL YB-4993, 2273 nucleotides long. RefSeq names its product acyl-CoA oxidase. Gene Ontology annotation, biological process: fatty acid beta-oxidation using acyl-CoA oxidase; lipid homeostasis. Bases 121 to 2232 code for a protein of 703 amino acids. Lineage: Eukaryota; Fungi; Ascomycota; Pichiomycetes; Serinales; Metschnikowiaceae. The transcript has a single exon. Gene Ontology annotation, cellular component: peroxisome. The record is from RefSeq and is a predicted model, not a curated record. Gene Ontology annotation, molecular function: FAD binding; fatty acid binding; acyl-CoA oxidase activity.
UAAUACUGGCCAGCAAUACACGAAUUUCCCAACUUUGCAAUCUCCAAAAAAAACCAUUCUAUCACCUUCAGCUUUCCUGGUUCUCAAAAAAAAUAUUCUGCUUUCCAACGUAUAUCAAAUAUGCCCAUCACUGGAAGGUCCCUUGUAAGCACCUUGCCUGGCCCUACGCCCGCAGCUCUGAUGAUAGAGGAAAGGGCCAAGGCCAUGUUUGACCCGUCGGACAUGCUCAAUGUUGUGGAAGGAACCGCAAAAAAAGCCAAUAAAAUCAUGGAGCUUUACCAGUCCUUGGAGCGGGACCCACUUUUGGCGCCUGGUUAUGCGGACUAUGAGUUGUCCCGGGCCGAAAACAGAGAGCAGACCACGGCCCGCAUUGCCCGCAUGACCCAGUACGUGGAGCUGGAGUCAUAUGCGGAUUUCUGGCGCCGCUUGAACCUCGUGACUGCUUACGACCCGUCGUUGGGUAUCCGGAUCUCGGUCAACCUAGGGCUUUUCAUCAAUUGCAUCAAAGGCAACGGCACGGAAGCACAGUUCCGGUACUGGUGUUUGGAAAAGGAGGCCAAGUUCAUGAAGCAGUUGUGGGGCUGCUUCGGCAUGACCGAGUUGGGCCACGGGUCCAACGCCGCGGGCGUGGAAACAACGGCUGUUUUCGACGAGGCCUCGGACGAGUUCAUCAUCAACACACCGCACAUCGGCGCUACCAAAUGGUGGAUUGGGGGCGCGGCGCACUCGGCCACACACUCGGCCGUCUAUGCCCGGCUCAUCAUCAAGGGAAAGGAUUAUGGCGUGAAGACGUUUGUGGUGCCGUUGCGCGACUCCAGGCACCAGUUGAUGCCCGGCGUAGCGAUUGGCGACAUUGGCCAGAAAAUGGGGCGUGAGGGCGUGGACAACGGCUGGAUCCAGUUCUCGUCCGUGCGCAUCCCACGGUUCUUCAUGUUGCAGAAGUUCUGCCAGGUAGGCCGCGACGGUUCCGUGACACUUCCUCCGCUCGAGCAGUUGAGUUACAUCUCGCUUUUGCAAGGCCGUGUGGGCAUGGCGUCGGACUCGUAUCGAAUCUGCGCCCGCUUCAUCACCGUGGCCACACGCUACGCCGUGGGCCGGCGCCAGUUCAAGGGCGACCACACCGGCAAAUCCGAGGAGACCCAGUUGAUCAACUACCCGUUGCACCAGCGGAGAUUGAUGCCCUACUUGGCCUUGACCUAUGCGGCGGGCGUGGGCACGGACCGCUUGGAGCGCCAGCACGAAAGAGUGGUGCGGCAGUUGGAGCAGGCGGUGGAGAACAACGACGACGCUGCCAUCCGCAGGUCGUUGGCCGACACGAAGUCGCUAUUCAUUGACUCUGCUGCGUUGAAGUCGACCUUGACAUGGCUCGCCGAACUGUGCAUCACCGAGGCCAGGCAGGCGUGCGGCGGCCUGGGCUACCUGGCCUACUCGGGGUUUGGAAAAGCCUAUGCCGACUGGGUGGUGCAAUGCACGUGGGAAGGAGACAACAACGUGCUUGGCAUGUCUGCCGGACGGUCGAUCUUGAAGAACGUGAGCGACGUGCUCCGGAAAGACGCCCGCAUUUCGGGCUCCUUGGAGUUCUUGACCCGGGCCAAACUCUGCCUUGGAUCCGAACGGGUGCUCUCGACAGAAUCAGACUUGAGUCCUGCCCAGGUUCUCAAGGCUUUGGAGGUUUUGAUAGUGCGCGUGUCUGAGUCGGCCUUGCAGAAGGCAGAGCAGAAGAAUAGCUGGGACGUGGUCUCUUACGAGAGAGUGUUAUUGUCGAAGUUGAGCUGCCACCACUAUUUGUUGGAGACGUUCAUCGGCACCAUCGGAGAGGUGCAGGCCCCCGGGCUCUUGUACGCGUUGGCAAAGGUGAUCCGGCUCUAUUUCUUGACCCAUUUGUUGGAGAACUUUGGCCGCGAGUUCAUCAGCUUCCUGGUGUUGAGUCCCGACUUGAGCAAAUCCAUCACUUCCAAGUUGAUUCCGGAGAGCUGCUUGGAGGUCAGGGACCAGGCCAUUCCAUUGACAGACUCCUUCCAGAUCCCAGACACCUUGUUGAACCUGGCCAUCGGCGUCUACGAUGGAAACUGGUACGAAAACUAUUUCCGCGUGGUAAAGACACUCAACGACCCAAGCGAAACCAAGGCCGCAUACUCGAGUGAUUUGGAGGCGAUGUUGAAUCGUGACUCUGUUGCUGACAGACAGCGUUCGGAAAAGAGCAAGGACGCAGAGCGCAAAUUGUCACGCUGAGACCGCCGCUUCUUCCCAGGUCCUGGCAUACCCGACACUCC